This is a messenger RNA of Seminavis robusta, 1056 nucleotides long. The record is from the annotation of a GenBank genome assembly. NCBI's taxonomy places the organism in Eukaryota, Bacillariophyta, Bacillariophyceae, Naviculales, Naviculaceae.
AUGGGAUAUACUGUCAAGUUUACCAUCCCUUCGUUGCCUCCCGGUCUGGUCCUGUCUGUGGCAGCGGUUGCAGGAUCGGUGAUGCUAUAUCUGAAACUUGCGGCAACAAACAGAUCUUCUAUUAGUCCGGAUGCUUACCACCAUGACGACGAUGCCGACGACGACGAGCACACGAUCCGUACAUUGGAGCAGCUUCGAAGUGUGAUUCCUGCUGGAAUGAGUGGUUCGGGAAUGGACAAUGCCGUCAAGGUGAUUGAUCAUAUCGACGAUCAAAUGAAGGAAUUCUUGGGACAUGCCAAUCUCUGCUUCUUGGCCACAAUGUCCCCACACAACAACAACAACAACAACAACAACAACAACAACAACAACGACGACGACGAAACCAACAAUACUGGCACUAGUCAUCUCCAAGUAUCUCCCAAAGGAGACCCCCCGGGAUCAUUGUUCCACGUGGCCGGUCCACGCAAAUUGCUCCUUCCCGAUCGACCCGGCAAUCGAUUACUGUUUGGAUUUCAAAAUCUCUUGACAAACCCUAAGAUUGGUCUGUGCGCCAUUGUAUCCGGCACGAACACGACAUUACGACUGGGUGGCACGGCCACAUUGACCAAAAAUCCCCAACUGUGCCAACAACUACAAAUCCGAGGGUGUCCGGCCACAUUGGUGCUUCAAAUUCACGUGGAAUACGCGUUCUUUCAUUGUGCCAAAUCGUUUAUCCGUGGCAAAGUAUGGGAUGCUGGUAGCCACCAAAAGAAGGUUCCCGUGAGUUUUGGCCCGUACAUUGCUCCUCGCGGCGGUCAAAAACUAGCGGGUAUGGUUGUAGAUACGAUUGUGGAACAGGAAUAUUCGCAGUUGCAAAAAGCCGUGGACGGACAACAACCCGAAAAGGCGCAGGGGUUUUGAUAGAGUGAGAGACGUACGGUAGUAGCACAGGACAAUAAGCCACGAACCGCAAAAAGCAGAUCCGAUUCAGCUGAUUUUUGUUGCCUUUGUCAAAUGAAUUGUUGAUAAUUUGAAUCCUAAUUGACUGUCACUUGUACCGUAGCGGUACCUGCCGCC